This is a messenger RNA of Gossypium raimondii (Peruvian cotton), 1468 nucleotides long. RefSeq names its product serine/arginine-rich splicing factor SR45a. Bases 171 to 1337 code for a protein of 388 amino acids. NCBI's taxonomy places the organism in Eukaryota, Viridiplantae, Streptophyta, Magnoliopsida, Malvales, Malvaceae. Gene Ontology annotation, biological process: positive regulation of mRNA splicing, via spliceosome. Gene Ontology annotation, cellular component: spliceosomal complex. The record is from RefSeq and is a predicted model, not a curated record. The transcript has 6 exons. Gene Ontology annotation, molecular function: RNA binding.
GUCCGCUUCUCUAGAAACUUCAGAACCUCGUUCCUAUAUGCUUUACCUGCCUUUUUUUAAUGUCUUCUACAUCUUUCGCUGCGUAACGUAAGAAACCCUCGCUAUUAAGAAAAAAUUACGAUAGAUCUAAAACACUCCAUCCUCUACCUUUAACUGUUCAUUUGUUUAAGAUGUCCUACUCUAGGAGGUCAAGCUAUUCUCCUUCUCCUUCCCCAUACAAGAGGUACAGGAGGUCUGUCUCGAGAUCUUUGUCAAGGUCAAGGAGUCGCUCAAGGAGUGUUGAAAAUCCUGGGAACAAUUUGUAUGUGACAGGCUUGUCACAUCGGAUCACCAAGAGAGAGCUGGAGAAGCAUUUUUCCAGUGAGGGAAAAGUGGUUGAUGUUCAUCUUGUGGUUGAUCCGUGGACAAGGGAAUCUCGUGGCUUUGGGUUCGUUACAAUGUCGACUAUAGAAGAAGCUGAACGUUGCAUUAAGUAUUUGAACCGCUCUGUUCUUGAAGGACGUGUCAUUACAGUGGAGAAGGCCAAGAGGCGGAGGGGGAGAACUCCUACUCCAGGAAGAUAUUUGGGGUUGAGAACUUCUCGUGCUCGUCAUCGAUCUCGAAGCAACUCACCUCGUCGAUCUCCAAGUUAUUCUUCUUAUUCAAGAAGUCAGAGUCGGUCUCCUCGUUAUUCAUCUGGUAAGGGUAGGAGUAGAUCUUACUCCCCUCGGCACAGGUCGUACUCCCGUGCUCCCUCCCCUUACAGCGGAUCGUCAGAUGACCGCUACUAUAGAAGAUGGGACCGUUCCUACUCUCCUGAUGAUCGAUACUACAGAAGGCGUGAUAGAUCUUACACUCCCGAGGACUGUUACUACCGCAGGCGGAACCGUUCCUACUCACCUGAUGAUGGAUACUGUAGAAGGCGGGACCGUUCUUAUGCACCUGAUGAUCGGUACUACAGAAGGUGGGAUCGUUCCUACUCACCUGACGAUCGAUACUACAGAAGGCGGGACCGUUCCUACUCACCUGAUGAUCGAUACUAUAGAAGGCGUGACCGGUCCUAUGAUUCAGCUGACUGUAGAAGUUAUCGUUACCGCUCUGCUUCUGGAAGCCCUACACCAUCUCGGUUAAGGAAAAGUUCUAGGAGGAGCUACUCACAUAGUUUGAGCCCCAAGCAAAGGAGCAGCUCAAGACGGAGUUACUUGCGCGGUGCAUCACCCGUAGAGAGGAGGUCAAGGAGGAGCAUUACACCACGUAAGAAAACUACCCCUCACAGCCACUCUAGAAGUAGAAGUGCAAGCCCGUCUUCCAGAUCGUUUUCAAGAUCAGCGACGCCCAGGUCUGAUUCUUCAUCGUGAAGGGUAGUGCUUUAGUUGAUGUAUAUUUUGGAUGAAUGAUGUUGUCCUUGUAGUUUCAAUAGAACCUUAUAAAUAAUUGGUUUGUGAACUUAAGAAGUGGUUUAAUUAAAUACGACUACAAAUUUGCUCAA